AUGUUGCCGCAGCCGCCCCGCAUCAUCGUGGACUCUGGCACGACGCUGGCGUGGCUUGUCAAGGAGCUGCUGGACCCGAUGGUGAAGGAGCUGACCCGGAACAUCAAACUCCGGCGGGUGAAGUCGCCGGACGAGGAGAUACCUAUUUGCUACGACGUGUCUGGGGUGGGGGAGACGGCGUUCGGGAGGAGUGUCCCGGAGGUGAAGCUGGGCCUGGAAGGCAGCGGGGUGGUGACGCUCAAGGCGGAGAACACGUUCGUGAUGCUGCAGGAGGGGACGAUGUGCAUGACGUUAGGGGAGGCCCACAAGGAAGAUGGGGGCAUGAUCUGGGGGAGCAUCGCCCAGCAGAACAUGCACAUCGGGAUCGACCUCGACAAGCGCACCGCCACCUUUGCCAGUGUAGAUUGUGCUACCUCCUAUCAAUGGCCCUCCCCUCCGGCCUCCUCUCUGUAG
Molecule: messenger RNA, 453 nt
Organism: Aegilops tauschii subsp. strangulata
Lineage: Eukaryota; Viridiplantae; Streptophyta; Magnoliopsida; Poales; Poaceae
Source: RefSeq, a predicted model, not a curated record